AUGGACAAUAACGCCGACCACCGCGAAGGGGAUGAGGGUCACGCCAGCGAUGAGGAGGACACCGGCGCUCCUGUCUCUCCCAUAAUCAGACUCAAAGAGGUCGCCGUAUGCACCGGCGAAGAGGACGAAAAGCCUCUCCUCGAUCUCAAAGCGAAACUGUAUCGUUUCGACAAGGACGGUAACAAGUGGAAGGAACGAGGCGCUGGAAGCGUGAAGUUGUUAAGGCACGACGUGACGGGAAAAGUUCGCCUUCUCAUGAGGCAAUCCAAAACUCGCAAAAUCUGCGCUAAUCAUCUCAUUGGUCGUGGGAUGAGGGUGCAAGAGCACGCCGGGAACGAGAAGUCGUGCGUUUGGAAGGCGAUGGACUUCUCGGAAGAUGGAUUGAAGGAAGAGCUUUUCUGCAUUCGGUUUGUGUCUAUUGAAAAUUGCACAAUGUUCUUGGAUUCAUUCCAAGAGAUUGUUCAAUCCCAGAGCAAUGAGGAUAACCAAAAACAAGAGGGAAACUCGAACAAUGAGGAAAACCAUAUCAGUGAGAAAAACCAGUAUAAUGGGGAGAACCAUGGGAAUGAGAAAAACCAGAACAAUGUGGACAACCCUGAGAAUGAGGAAAACCAGAACAAUGGGGAGAACAAGAACCAUGAGGAAUUCCAGAACAAUGGGGAGAACCAGAUCAGUGAGAAAAACCAGAAUAAUGGGGAGAACCAUGAGCAUGAGAAAAAGCAGAACCAUGAGAAUGAGGAAAACCAGAACAAUGGGGAGAACCAGAACCAUGAGGAAUUCCAGAACAAUGGGGAGAACCAUGAGCAUGAGAAUGAGGAAAACCAUAACAAUGGGGAGAACCAGAACCAUGAGGAAAACCAGAACAAUGGGGAGAACCAGAACCAUGAGGAAAACCAGAACAAUGGGAGAACCAGGACAAUGAGAACAAAAUGCAUCUUCUGCUGCGAGUCUCCUUGA
Sphenostylis stenocarpa is the source of this 957-nucleotide messenger RNA. NCBI's taxonomy places the organism in Eukaryota, Viridiplantae, Streptophyta, Magnoliopsida, Fabales, Fabaceae. The record is from the annotation of a GenBank genome assembly.